This is a messenger RNA of Patella vulgata (common limpet), 5635 nucleotides long. Its product is annotated as adventurous-gliding motility protein Z-like. Lineage: Eukaryota; Metazoa; Mollusca; Gastropoda; Patellidae. The coding region runs from base 109 to 3306 and encodes 1065 amino acids. Gene Ontology annotation, biological process: nucleus organization. Gene Ontology annotation, cellular component: nucleus. The transcript is spliced from 10 exons. Gene Ontology annotation, molecular function: zinc ion binding. The record is from RefSeq and is a predicted model, not a curated record.
CAAUCACGUGACUCACUCCAUCGCAAAUUAAUCAAAAUGGACGCACGACACAGAGAACGGAGUCGAAAGUGAUCCUGGAGUGGUAUCUCAAGAUAUCUACCCCUUUCAAUGGCAAGCUGGGCUCUGCCAGAUUGGUUAUGGGCCCAGUGUGAUAAUUGUUUAAAAUGGCGACGUUUACCAGAUGGUAUUAACAGACAGUUACCAGCUAAAUGGUAUUGUAAUAUGAACGCUGAUGCCUCACACAAUCGAUGUGAUAUUGAUGAAGAACUUGAAAGUGAAGAUGAGUAUAUACGACCUAAUCAAAAAACAUUUAAACAAGAAAAGGAAGUACAAAAACGAAAAUCAAAGGUAGAAGAGGAACUGGCGAAAGAAACAUUAAAAGCAAGAGAAGAAAAGCUGCGAUAUCACCUCGGUGGAAGCGGACGUAAAAUACAACUAACCCAUCAUCAUCAGCUGCAAGAAAUGUAUACUGCGGAACUGGCGAAAGAAGCAUUAAAAGCAAGAGAAGAAAAGCUGCAAGAAAUGUAUACUGCGGUUGUAUCUUCACAAGACACAGAAAAACGGGAAAGGGAACUAUUGCAAAAGAAAUUAGAAGAAACUGAAAGGAAAUUAGCACUAGCUGACUUGAAAUUUCCUAUAAACCUAAUACCAAAAUUGCCAAUGGUUGUAAAUAAGACAACAGCUAGUAAUAGUCCUGCGGAGAAAUCAACACCUUCAUCAAAAGGGCAUUCGGAAGCCAAUAAAAGAAAGGUCGGAGAGAUUAGCACGGAGAUAAUAAGUAAACGUAUAUGUAAGAGUAAGAACGAACCGAAUAGCAUCGAUAAAGUCUUAGCGGAAAAUGACGAGGCACUUGAAGGCUGUUCUAGCACACCUAAUAAGAAAGGAAACGCUCCGUCCCUUUCUGCUGAAGUGCUUAGAUUGAAGACCAAGUUACAAAGAACAGAAGCAAAGCUUAAAGACACCUAUAUUACGCUAGAAAAUACAAACAAAAAAUUAGAAGAUUCCGAGCAGAAGUUAGUGCAACAAGAGCUAAGCCUAAAAAGCUUUGAAAAUAAAAUGAAAUAUUCAGAGACGAAACUUCAACCUGCCGAAGACUCAUUAAGAAUGUCAGAAACAAUAGCAAAGAACCGUAGGCUGGAAUUUGCAGAUGCACAGAAAAAGUUAGUGCAACAAGAGCUAAGCCUAAAAAGCUUUGAAAAUAAAAUGAAAUAUUCAGAGACGAAACUUCAAACUGCCGAAGACUCAUUAAGAAUGUCAGAAACAAUAGCAAAGAACCGUGAGCUGGAAUUUGCAGAUGCACAGAAAAAGUUUGAAUAUUUCGAGAAGCAUCUCGGCCACAUCCAAACCACACUAAAAACGACACAGGCAUCACUAGAAGACAAAGUCUCAAGAUUAAAACUCUCAGAGAAGAAGCUUGAAGAAACACAAACGUUGCUUAAAGAUAGCGAGAAGAAAGUUGUAGAUACACAGGCAAAGUUUGAAUAUUCUGACAAAAUGCUACUUCACACCAGGACCACAUUGCAAACUACACAGACAUCACUACAAGACAAAGUCACAAGAUUAAAAAUAUCAGAGAAGCAGCUUGAACAAACACAAACGAUGCUGCGCGACAACCAGACCGCAUUGCAAACUACACAGACAUCGCUACAAGACAAAGAAUCGCAAUUAAAACUCUCAGAGAAGGAGCUUGAACAAACGCAAGCGUUGCUGCGCGACAAGCAGACCGCAUUGCAAACUACACAGACAUCGCUACAAGACAAAGAAUCGCAAUUAAAACUCUCAGAGAAGGAGCUUGAACAAACGCAAGCGUUGCUGCGCGACAAGCAGACCACAUUGCAAACUACACAGACAUCGCUACAAGACAAAGUCAAGAGAUUAAAAAUAUCAGAGAAGCAGCUUGAACAAACACAAACGAUGCUGCGCGGCAACCAGACCACAUUGCUAACUACACAGAAAUCGUUACAAGACAAAGAAUCACAAUUAAAACUCUCAGAGAAGGAGCUUGAACAAACGCAAGCGUUGCUGCGCGACAACCAGAACGCAUUGCAAACUACACAGACAUCGCUACAAGACAAAGAAUCGCAAUUAAAACUCUCAGAGAAGAAGCUUGAACAAACGCAAGCGUUGCUGCGCGACAAGCAGACCACAUUGCAAACUACACAGACAUCGCUACAAGACAAAGUCACAAGAUUAAAAAUAUCAGAGAAGCAGCUUGAACAAACACAAACGAUGCUGCGCGACAACCAGAACGCAUUGCAAACUACACAGAAAUCGUUACAAGACAAAGAAUCGCAAUUAAAACUCUCAGAGAAGAAGCUUGAACAAACACAAACGUUGCUGCGCGACAACCAGACCACAUUGCAAAUUACACAGACAUCGCUACAAGACAAAGAAUCUCAAUUAAAACUCUCAGAGAAGAAGCUUGAACAAACGCAAGCGUUGCUGCGCGACAAGCAGACCACAUUGCAAACUACACAGACAUCGCUACAAGACAAAGUCACAAGAUUAAAAAUAUCAGAGAAGCAGCUUGAACAAACACAAACGAUGCUGCGCGACAACCAGAACGCAUUGCAAACUACACAGACAUCGCUACAAGACAAAGAAUCGCAAUUAAAACUCUCAGAGAAGAAGCUUGAACAAACGCAAGCGUUGCUGCGCGACAAGCAGACCACAUUGCAAACUACACAGACAUCGCUACAAGACAAAGUCACGAGAUUAAAAAUAUCAGAGAAGAAGCUUGAACAAACACAAACGAUGCUGCGCGACAACCAGACCGCAUUGCAAACUACACAGACAUCGCUACAAGACAAAGAAUCGCAAUUAAAACUCUCAGAAAAGAAGCUUGAACAAACGCAAGCGUUGCUGCGCGACAAGCAGACCACAUUGCAAAUUACACAGACAUCGUUGAAAGACAAAGAAUCACGAUUAAAUCUCUCAGAGAAGAAGCUUGAACAAACACAAACGAUGGUGCGCGACAACCAGACCGCAUUGCAAACUACACAAACAUCGUUGAAAGACAAAGAAUCGCGAUUAAAACUUUCAGAGAAGAAUCUUGAAAAAACGCAAACGUUGCUGCGCAACAACCAGACCGCAUUGCAAACUACACAGAAUAAGCUACACAAUGUUGAAAAAAAUCUCGGAGAUGAAAAACACAAUUUAGAAAGUACAGAAACGAGACUACAAGGUUUACAAACAAAUAUAUAUAGACUCUUAUCAAUUGUUGUACCUGAUGUAGAGUUGGGUGAGGUUUCAGAUGUUGAUAACAUCGUAAUUGAUAUGAUAGAUGUCAAUCAAGAAAUUGAAUAACAUUUAGUCUAUGAUAAAAUCGUAAUUGAUAUGAUAGAUGUCAAUCAAUUUGUACUAUAGUGUACGAGUUUACAACUGUCUAUUGAGAGCAGUCCGAAAUAUCAAACGUUGGCUUUGUGCUUUGACGCUCUGGGUUAGUUUUGGUUUUUUUGUGCAAAUCCGUACCACCAACAGUGCAAGAGUUUUUGUGUAUUUUCUGGACGGCGAAACUCUCUAUAUAUUUUACAACCUUUUAGCGCUUCAACUUUCAAGGUCAGGACACCUGACUGGCUGUGUUUUAUUUAUGUUAUCUAUGACCAAAUUAAUUCAACAACAUGUACACUAUGUGGCUAGGCAGAUGUUAAGACUGUUUCAUAUGUAGAAGUUAUUAUUUUUAUAUAACGCCCAACAAAAUCUCAUACUAGUGUUACGUGGUAACAUUUUCAUAUGUGUCCUUAUAUAUGUUUUCAGUGAUUAAGACACACUGGUUCCUCUAUAGUCUGGAGUUCUCUGUUAUAGUCUGGAGUUCUCCGUUAUAGUUCUCUGGUUUGGUCCUGUGGCGUUGGCCGAGAGAGUUCCUCUGAAUUUUCCGGCUUGGUUUCAUCUUGUCAGUGGGGCAGCUGUCUAGUUGUUCGGAUGGAAAAAAGCACGUGGUUUCAACACCCUAAUCAUAAUACUUAACCAGCGUCAAACAUAUAUCCUGUUUCCCAAAUGCUACAAAUCGACCCAAGAUGUCUUGGCGGCAGUGGGAGAGAUAAAUAUUGGGUCGUGCCCCCACGGGAUCUGGCUUCUCGUGCAAAAUCAUAGUGAUCAGUCUGCCCAUUUGCUUUGUAUCCCGAAGUGAGAGAGAGAGAAAAAAAAUGGGGUUUAACGUCCACUCGACACAAACUAGUUCAUUUCGGGACUAACAUGGUUUAAUUUUAUUUCAAUAAUUCGCUUGCGCGUAGAGGUCUUUAGCAGUGGGAGGAAACCGGAGGACCCGGAGAAAACGCACGAGGUUGGGCAGGCGACCCUACUCCUUGUCACAUACAACCGGGGAUUCGAAACCACGCCAGUUGACCCAAUGACAGGCUUUAUGAUACAGCACGCACGUCCUAACCAUUCGGCCAUCCAACCCCCCUGUAUCCCACGAUGGAGUUAAAUGGUUGUACAUGAAACUUGAACCGUAUCCUCUCUGUAUCUUUGCAUGAUUAUUUUUAUCUGUUUACUAAACAAAUUUCAUUGAUCAUAAAUCAUCGAAGGGAUGAGAGACAAGUGAAUUCACGUACAAAGCUCUUCUACCUACAAAUUCAUGGUAAUAAAGCAGCAUUAAUAUUAAAACAAUACUCAUGCGAUAAAUAUCAAUUUUACUUUUAUACUCACAAAUAUAUAUAAUAUUAAAGUUUACAAUUUACUUGUACAUGGAUACAUAUAUUUACGUUUUAUUUUUAUAAUUGUAUUACCUUUUUUUAUGUUCUUAUUUACAUUUAAACUAUACUACUGUUUUUAAAAUAUAAAAUCGUGAUUGUUCACUACCACUGGGUGUGUUACAAUAUUAAACAUACAUUGUGCAAGAGCUAAAUCUGCCAAUUGCCGGUCUUUCUUUAGGCCUGAAAUGUUAUCUAAAUUAUUAAUUAGACAUAAUUAACUUAUCCUGACCAUAAUCAAAACUCGAUGGCAUCGCUAACCUGCGAUAUUUACUGGAUUAGAACCCGGUCUGCUGCUACUGAUUAAAUCAAAAAAUGGAUAAUCGAGACUAUGUUUUUCAUCUUACCGACUCUAAUAAUGAUGAUCGCGGCAGGCCCAAAAUUCAAUCGCUUUAGGGUAGAUCGCUUUGACAGAAAUUUUCAGCAAAUUCCCUUUACAUUAUCUAGGUUUUAACUAUUAUUAUAGCGAGAACUGCCAGCUCUUUAUCUAAUCUCCAAUAAUGUAUCAUUAACUGACUUGUAGUUCUAAUUUACCUCAGUGUAGUAUUCUCAUCUAUUUUAAAUCUUUUGAGAGAUACUGAUAAUAUUUUGCAUAAUUUUUAUUGUCGUGGACCCUGAACAUCAAGACUACCUUCCUUUCAUAUGUUUGUGGACACUCAACAGGUCACAAUUUGUAUUCGAUUUUGACGAAACUCGAUUGAAACAUGGGUUUACAUCCCGAAGAUCUCGGUUCCGUUCAUUAUUUUCCUGGAUGAUCCCUGAUUGAACGAAAAAUAGCCUUUUUAGUUAUCCUAUCCGUCCAUUGCAAAAUGUGGGCAUACCUUGCAUGGCAACUGCUUGUUAUGUAUUUUUCAUCCACUUUUAAUGUAUUUUUCAUUGACAGUGUAUAAUUUACAUGCUGCUCGAAAUGUGUUUUAUGUAAUAAAAUAUCUAUCUUUACACAC